Molecule: messenger RNA, 930 nt
Organism: Neospora caninum
Lineage: Eukaryota; Apicomplexa; Conoidasida; Eucoccidiorida; Sarcocystidae
Exons: 10
Coding region: 1-930 (309 amino acids)
Source: RefSeq, a predicted model, not a curated record
AUGACGCACACGAAAAUGUACCUUUCCGAGGCAGCGCCUUCAAGACGUGCUCUCCGGAGCGCUCGGGUGCUCGCCCCCCUCCUGGCGUGUUCCCUCGCUCUGGGUGUCUUCAAGCAGCCAGAUUCUGUCGUCGCCGCGUCGUCUUCCUCGCUUCCCUCCCCUGUUGUAUACACCCCGGAAGACGAGGUUCCGCUCGAGGGAACAGCUAACGCGGCUUACCCGGCGUUCGGCUCUAUUGGGGACUCUGCGUCUCUCCUGUUCCGCAAUGAUGCAGAAAACGCUGAGGCACGCCCUGGGUACCUGAACGCCCACCUGGAGGAUGGCGAGGAGACUGAGCCUGCCAUGCACCAGAUGCCGCUCGGGCAUGCCAUCGAAGAGACGAACGUCGUCAACGCCCCGCGGGGCGACAGAUCCCCCGGAAAUGCCGCACCGGAAGAACUGCUUUACGCGACGGCAGACAGACAUAACCGCAGAUCGCGUGGCCCCCACCGGAUGGGAAGGAGAGAAGAAGGCCGAAGAAGGGCGUCCAUCCGCCGCAGGCAUAGUUCGCACGAAAGAUUCGCCACCAUCGCCAGCGUGGCCAUCCAGUCAGUCAUAGCCGCCGGUCUCCUUGCAGCCGGCGCGGCCUUCGUCUUGCGUCAACGGGCAGAGAUUCGCAAAGCAGCUGUGGCUACGGAGAAAGCCGCCUUGCUCAAGCUCAAGAGUGACCAGGCAGAGGAAGCGCGACUGAAGAAGGAGAAGAAGAAGCUGUCGGAAGCCAAGGCGGCUGCGCUCGCUGAGGCAGCUGAUGCUGCAGCUAAGAAAACACAGGAAAAACAGGUGCUUCGCGGCUCCAGCCUUCUCGACGCCUUCUCGAUGGGAGAUGUGGAGGCGGGCAAAAGCGACCAGGACAUCGAAGAAUCAGAACCCGAGAAUGUCGCUACGCAAUAG